This is a messenger RNA of Exophiala xenobiotica, 939 nucleotides long. RefSeq lists its product as uncharacterized. The transcript has a single exon. Bases 1 to 939 code for a protein of 312 amino acids. The record is from RefSeq and is a predicted model, not a curated record. Lineage: Eukaryota; Fungi; Ascomycota; Eurotiomycetes; Chaetothyriales; Herpotrichiellaceae.
AUGAGCGUGUCGACCUCAGCAUCUCCCAUGACAGCAGAAAUCGAAGUCUUCCAUCCCGCACGCAAGGACGCUGGCGUCCGUUCCCGAGCAGCCUCACCAGCGAAACUCAAGCGAAUGCAGAGCAUUCCAGAAGAGCCUGUGGAAAGUGCCGAGCCACUGAAACUGGAACUGGAACCAGACGAUGAUCCUCCCUGUGGCGGAACAUGUGCCCUUCAGCCAGAAGUGGCACCUGGACAACAGUCCGAGCAGGUCCUCGAGUAUGUCGCCAAGAUAAGAGAUGCCAUCAAGUCGCAAGGCGAGCGAUUGCAGGAGGAGACGAUCGAAACGCGCGAGCAAGAAGAGGACAAGGCGGAAGCUGGAUUGGACAGCAAGGGCAACACAGAGAGCAAGCGCGAGAGUGUCCUCCUCGUUGUGUCGACUCGAACCAAGAACGCGAUGUCUGGACUCAAGGCCAAGGGAGCCAAGCAGCGCGAGAGUAUGGUCCUUGCGGCGUCGACGAAGACGAAGGACGCUCUGGCUGGACUUCAGACCGUGGGAGGAAGGAUGUCGACGCUGCUUUCUCUCCGCCGCAGUGGUGGCCUCAGCCAGCGAAAUUCGCCGAGGCCAGUCAGUCCGAAGAUUUCGUCACAUCUCCUCCAAGCGGGCCCGCAUGUCAAACAGAAAGAGAAUGAUUCCGGGUUGGAGACCGAGUCCUUGACAGACGUGGAGGACGGCGAAGAGAUGGCUCUCUUACCCGAGGGUCCGAGUUCAACUUCUUCGCUGAGAUCCGAAAGAGAAUAUAAGUAUCAAGCGCUGCAGAAGUCACGAUUCUGCCGGAAUGUCGACAUAGCGCGUGGACGAGUCAACCAUGCUAAGUCUGCUGCAAAGGAUCUGUUGAGCGUGCGUCGUAGACCAGGCGGAUGGUCCAAGUUGAAGAGCCAAGCUGCAGACGAAUGUUAG